GAACGCGCACACAUACCCCACACACACACACACACACACACACACCGCUACUGUAACUUAUGUUUUUUAUCGCUUUCUGCGCUUUAACGCACAUUUAAAACCAGAACGCGUCGCUGCUGCGUCUUGAUUUCAUGUGUGUGUGUGUGUGUGUGUGUGUGUGUGUGUGUGUGACAGUAACUCUCUUCUCUGUUUUAGUUCCUGUCUCGGCUAAUUGCAACACUUCGCUGCCUUUCAUAAGUUAAAUAUUAACACGGGACUUUAUUUCGGGGCUCAUUCGUUAUCCAUACAGACAGAGAGAGAGACAUACAGGACCACCGGGGACCGUCCCGGUGCGCCGCCGUUACUCCUAGAGAUUUACAGCCGCGGCCGAGCCCCUGACACGGGCAGUUAAUCAUCAGAGUUCCCGGUGCUGCGGUGCUAACCGGAAGGUGAGUGUGUCUGUGUCUGUGUCUGUGUCUGUGUGUGUGUGUGUGUGUGUGUGUGUGUGUGUGUGUGUGUGUGUGAGUCAGCUGCAGGACACUGUCACACCUCUCUCACACACACAGACCCAAGACCCGGGGUACCCCCACAGUCCCACCCGGACCCGCCCCGCGCCCAGUUCUGCUACCCCCGCCCGCCUGCUCCGCCGGGACGCUCAGCUGAAUAUCCCCGAAUGAUUCAUCCCGACCUGGCAGACACCGAGCAGACCUUCCAGACCGGCUGUCAAUGGCGUCUUUGAUCCGCACCCUCCUCUUCCUCAUCCUCGUGGUGGGUGGGACUACAGCGGGUGGGACUACAGCAGCUGUCAGUCAGGCCAGCCAAUCAGAGCCCAGGUGUGCCGACUGGGGGGAGUCCAGCGAGCGUGCGGUGUCGGUCCUGGAGGGCGAGGCCGGCUGGCUCUCCUGCCCUCUUUUCUUUCAUCCCUCCGUCUACAACUACACCUCCACCCAGAGCGCCGGGCACAACCUCUUCUGGUACCGCCUCCUCGAGGGCCACGAACUGGAGCAGCCAAUCACGUACAGCGUGCGGCUCAGCAGAGACCGAGAGAGGCUGUGGCUGCAGCCGGCCGCCGCCGAUGACACCGGCCUCUACAUCUGCAUGCUACGAAACAAGUCGUCCUGCAGUAAGAUCGCCAUGCGUCUGAAGGUGCUGCGGCCCGACGAGGUGGUCCGUGGUACCGACUGCGAGCCUCCGGUUGCCGUGGCGCCCACUCAAGAGGUCAUCCCUUUCCAGCAGGGGAAGACGCUGCACUGUCCAGACCUGCAGGAAGCCGGCAAGAUGGUCGACGAAAACACAACCAUCACAUGGUACCACGUACCUAGAAGCAACACGAGGUGUGAAAAGGCUCCGUUCUGGACCAACGACCGCCAGCUGAAAGGACUGAGUCUGGAGUUCCACAUCAUGUAUGAAUCUUUUCAGGGUUUAUAUUUCUGCACGGUGCACUACCAGAGGAGAGGCCAAACCCUCAACUUCUCCCGCAGCAUCAACGUCAGCGCAGUCUAUCCGUCUCAUUUGCCCAAACUACCCAGCAUCCUCACCCCGUCUGACCACCACGUCUUCACUGUCAAACAGGACACGGAGGCCCGUCUGGUGUGCACGGGUCUGUUCCCCUAUCUCGAGUCCUGGUGGGAGAUCUGGUGGACGGUCGAUGGGAAGACGCUGGAGAAACUCGCCGACCGCCGCUUCUCCAACAUCAACAGACAGGUGAAGUACGACUUCGGGGACCGGACGGAGGAGAGCGUGCUGGUGAUCCAGGACUUCCAGCCCGAGGACCUGCACCGGGAGUUUAACUGCUCCGUGAAGAACGAGAAGGGCUUCGAGACGCGCCGGGCUCAGCUGCAGGAGGAGGUGUCGCUGCCGUCGGUGGAGCUGGGCUGCGGUCUGGGCGUGACUCUGGUCCUGAUGCUGCUCCUCUUUGUGGUGUAUCACGUCUUCUGGCUCGAGCUGCUGCUGCUCUAUCGCUCCUGGUUCGGCACCGACGAGCGCCACACAGAUGAUAAGGAGUAUGAUGUGUACAUCUCGUACGCGAGGAGCGGCGAGGAGGAGCAGUUUGUUCUGUCGACGCUGCGCAGCGUUCUGGAGAACGAGCUCGGGUACUCCGUGUGUAUCUUCGACAGAGACAGUCUGCCGGGAGGGACCAUCACAGAUGAGACUCUGAGUUUUGUGGCCCGUAGCCGGCGCCUCCUGGUGGUCAUUAGCCCCGACUACGCCUCCCAGGGCUCCCAGGCUCUGCUGGAGCUGAAGGCCGGCAUCGACGGCAUGGCGCGGGGCGGGCACCUGCGGGUGAUCCUGGUCCAGUACAAGCCGGUGCGGAGGCAGGGCUGGGUGCGGGAGCUGAGGCGGGCCCGUGUGGCCCUGGCUCUGGUUCGCUGGCAGGGGGACAAGUCGCAGGAGCUGACGUCCCGCUUCUGGAAGCGCCUGCGGGUGGAGUUACCCGUGAGGAGGGUUAGCGGCGGGGAGGGGGCGGGGAAAGACAUGGCUCUGAUGAGGCUGCACAGUCAGAACAGCACAAACUCCCAAACUGGCCUCAUCAGCAACACGGUCAAAGACACGCAGAAAGUGUUCAACUCUGCAGUGUAACGUUAGGGGGGGGGGGGGAGGGAGCCCGACAUUGUAAACAUUCGGGGCUCAGCCCAAACCUAGAGGGGCGUCCGUCUAUAUGCGCUGUUUUCCAUGCAGUUUGAUAACAGUAUGCCUUAACAUCUGUACUUCAUUUGGGAAAACCUGUGGAGCCAACAUGUUUCUAUUGGUAAGUUACAUAACAUAGGGAGGGUAGGAAUUAGAGCCCCACCGAUAAAGGAUUUUGAAGGCCGAUAUCGAUACAAAUAUUUGGUAAUUUAAAAAUC
Molecule: messenger RNA, 2825 nt
Organism: Sander lucioperca (pikeperch)
Lineage: Eukaryota; Metazoa; Chordata; Actinopteri; Perciformes; Percidae
Product: interleukin-1 receptor accessory protein-like
Exons: 12
Coding region: 706-2559 (617 amino acids)
Biological process (GO): signal transduction
Molecular function (GO): interleukin-1 receptor activity
Source: RefSeq, a predicted model, not a curated record